Molecule: messenger RNA, 1548 nt
Organism: Hypoxylon trugodes
Lineage: Eukaryota; Fungi; Ascomycota; Sordariomycetes; Xylariales; Hypoxylaceae
Product: alpha/beta-hydrolase
Exons: 1
Coding region: 591-1541 (316 amino acids)
Molecular function (GO): hydrolase activity
Source: RefSeq, a predicted model, not a curated record
AUUCGCGCAGCUUACUUAACUCCGAAGAACCUCGUGAUGACAAUCGUAGGUGACACAACGUACGUGAGACCAAUGAUAUAUAAUAGGGGCUGAACUACCCCUGAUAUUUUUGCUUUUAUAGUUACACAGUUCUGCACAUUAUUUCCACGCACAGAAUCACAUCGAAUACCUAUCCUCUUGGUCUAGCACGAACGCGAAUUUACCUAGGUAGGUCUAGCGCAAUGCCGUCUCAUAGGACAAAGAAUACGGUCAGCUAUAUUCUUCUAGACCGACCGUGGUUUAAGUGCCGAAAAUCACCGCAUGGAAACCCCCCCAAAAUAUUAUCUCGCCAGGCUUAAUGGAGGGGGAUUUCUUUGAAGUAUUAUUCAGUGCCGGAUAUAUGGAUUGGAUCGCGUGUUUGGUUCCCCGCAUCGAAUAAUAAUAAUAUACCGCAUUCUCCUUUCAAUGCAACCAACAUGCAUCAAACUAGGGAGGCCCUCAACCAUUUUGUCCUAUUAAAGUCUCUGUUCGGUGAUUUUAUAUAUAACACUUAAGAGGACAUAACAAACUUCAAAAAAAUUUAGAAUCUACAACAGUAAAUUAUCUACAGAAUGGACAAGUUACGGAACUUCGGUCGUGGCAUUGACGAUGUGCUUCUACCCACCUUCGCCGCCUAUGCACAAUACAUAAUCGCUAAAGAAAGCGAGAUUCGAUCGACACGACAUGAGACACAUAAAUAUGGUUUCACAGAUCGACAACAACUAGACAUUUACUACCCGGAUAGAGCACCAACCGAGCCGUUUCGCGCCAAGCCUGUACUCGUUUUCUUAUACGGAGGUGGCUUCGUCGGUGGCGACAAAGUGAAUGAGGAGUAUGCACAUAGCCUAGUUUUCGGAAACCUCGGUCACUUCUUCGCUUCCCGCUAUGGCAUUACAGUGAUUGUCGCGGACUACCGGCUUAUUUCCCACGGUGCUAAGUACCCCUCCGGCGGCGAGGACGUGAAGCUCGCCGUGGAUUGGGUCGUUAAUGAACUGUCCAAGAAGGAUGGAUAUGAAUCUAUUGACCUAUUUCUUUUUGGAAACUCGGCUGGUGGUAUUCACGUCACGACGUACCUUGUCGCCCCGGACUUUAAAGCGGACAGGGAGAAAGUCCUAGCCGAAGAGCGUAAAGGUGCCGGUGUGUUACUCCGAGGCGCGAUUCUAUUGGGUGUGCCGUUCCAUUGGGGUAACGAAGAUAAUGCAAUCUUAAGAGGCUACCUUGGCGAGGGCAAGAUCUGGGAGAACUCAUCGAUCGGCAUCCUUGAAAAAGAAAAGAAGAAAGGCGCUGAGCCGAAGCUACCCGGUGUCAAGAUCGAUGUACUCGUCAGCGAGUUAGACCCUCAGCUCAUGUUCGACUCGGCUCAGCAGUUUAGGAAUGAGUGGAAGAGUGUAGACACCACGUACGAUGUGCUGGAGGGCCAUAACCAUAUUAGUCCCCAGUUAGGACUUAGCACAGGAAUCGAGAGAGAAGAGGCUUGGGGCGUGGACGUUGCUAAGUUUAUCAAGUCUAGAGCUACGAAAUAGGUAAUGA